Molecule: messenger RNA, 1185 nt
Organism: Laccaria bicolor S238N-H82
Lineage: Eukaryota; Fungi; Basidiomycota; Agaricomycetes; Agaricales; Hydnangiaceae
Exons: 9
Coding region: 1-1185 (394 amino acids)
Cellular component (GO): cytoplasm; nucleus
Molecular function (GO): 5'-flap endonuclease activity; DNA binding; 5'-3' exonuclease activity
Source: RefSeq, a predicted model, not a curated record
AUGGGUAUCAAAGGCCUCACAGGGCUCCUCUCCCAACAUGCGCCCAAAGCCAUACAAGAACACGAAAUAAAGACCCUCUUCGGGCGCAAAGUCGCCAUCGACGCCUCCAUGUCCAUCUACCAAUUCCUCAUCGCCGUGAGACAGAAGGACGGCGAACUCCUCACGAACGAUGCGGGUGAAACGACGAGCCAUCUCAUGGGCUUGUUUUACCGCACGCUUCGAAUUGUGGAGAAUGGGAUUAAGCCUGCGUAUAUUUUCGAUGGGAAGCCGCCAGAGUUGAAGAAGGGUGUGCUAUCGAAACGUCUUGAGAGGAGGGAGGAAGCCAAGGAGGAGGGAGAGGAGGCGAAGGAGACUGGAACUGUUGAGGAUGUGGAUAGGUUUUCACGGCGGACUGUUAAAGUCACUCGAGAGCACAACGAGGAAUGUCGACGGCUCUUAAGGCUCAUGGGGAUCCCCGUUGUCAUUGCACCCUCAGAAGCAGAAGCACAAUGCGCUGAGCUGGCGCGGGGAGGGAAGGUGUACGCUGCAGGCUCAGAAGACAUGGACACGCUCACUUUCAACGCGCCCAUCUUGUUCCGACAUUUAACUUUCUCAGAGGCGAAGAAGCAGCCUAUCAGCGAGAUAAAUCUCAAGGAGGCUCUCGAAGGGCUUGACAUGAACAUGAGCCAAUUUAUUGACCUAUGUAUCCUCCUUGGAUGCGACUACCUCGAGCCCAUCAAAGGCGUCGGUCCUAAAUCCGCACUCAAGCUGAUACGUGAGUAUGGAGGGCUCAAAGGCGUCGUGAAGCAUUUGAGAGAAAACUCAGGCUGCCGUGGAAUGCAGAUUCCGGAUGAGUGGCCUUGGGAAGAGGCCAAGAAGAUUUUUGAGAAGCCUGAUGUUUUGCCUGCGGACGAAGUCGAACUGGAAUGGACCAAUCCCGAUGUCGACGGCCUUGUACAAUUCCUUGUUAAAGAAAAGGGGUUCAAUGAAGAUCGUGUGCGCAAGGGCGCUGAGAAACUUCAAAAGUUCCUUAACAGUAAACAGCAAGGACGGCUCGACGGCUUUUUUAGUGUAAAGCCGAAGGAGAAGGCAGCAGCGCCGGCCCCAGUUGGGAAGGCGAAGGGGAAAGGGAAGGUUGAUGCGAAGGCGAAGGGGACGAAGCGGAAGGUGGGUUUCUUGAAUUCUAUGUCUGGGCCUUUGGCAUGA